AUGACUCAACUGUACCCCGUUCUACUCUCAUUCGCCGUCAUCUCGACGGCCCUUGCGGUUGAACUCACAUUCGAACUGCCCGAUAAUGCAAAGCAGUGCUUUCACGAAGACAUUCGCCAGGGCAUCGACUCCACAGUUGAAUUUCAGGUUGUAACCGGCGGCAAGUAUGAUGUUGAUAUGACGCUGACCGGUCCACGUGGAGAAGUGCUUUAUCAGGGCGUCAAGAAGCAGUUUGACACCUUCAAAUGGAAGCCCGCCAGCACCGGCACCUAUUCGGUGUGCUUCAGCAAUGAGUUCUCCACAUUUAGUCACAAGCUGGUCUACUUUGACUUUACCGUUGGCGAAGAAGCUCCCCUACCUGGCACGCAAGAACACUUGACAGCCAUGACUAAGAUGGAGCAGGCAGCGGUGAAUAUUCACGAAAGCCUUAACACAAUUCUUGAUGCUCAAACUCACUACCGACUGAACGAAGCCAAGGGCCGUAAGCGAGCCGAAGAGCUCAACAGUCGCGUCAUGACAUGGUCGUUGUUCGAGACCUGCGUCGUUCUGAUAAUCGGCAUCGGCCAAGUUAUGAUUCUCAAGAACUUUUUCACUGACAAGCGAUCUAUGGUGUCUGCAACAUAA
Messenger RNA from Rhagoletis zephyria (snowberry fruit fly), 624 nucleotides. The record is from RefSeq and is a predicted model, not a curated record. NCBI's taxonomy places the organism in Eukaryota, Metazoa, Arthropoda, Insecta, Diptera, Tephritidae.